AUGGCCGCAUCCGGCAGCCUCGCCCAUGGCCGCCGCUACAGCACCUCUCCAGACUUGUCAGACCCCCCUUCAGUGCUUUCCGCACCAAACUCUCCUCAGCCCGGCACGAAGCUAAAAAAUGGCAGACAAGUCGAUGAGAUUGUCGUCGUGCACAACCCCGAAAACAUCCGCUACGGCCCGGACGGCCUGCCCAUGCUCACCAAGAAUGGCGUCCCCCGCAGGAAGCCUGGCCCCAAGCCCGGUACCACCCUGAAGCGUCAGAGCAACCAGCACGAAGACGGCACCGAAAAAAUCAAGAAGCCUCGCAAGCCAAAGGACCCCAAUGCCCUCCCCGUCCAGCGUAAGCGCAAGAACGCCUCUUCGGAUCCAGAUGGCAGUGAGUCAAGAUCACGGGCCGCUAGUCUCGGUCCCGGGUUUGGCGGCGCUGCCGCGCAGCAAGUACACAAGUUCGCCGAUGACGACCGUGGAACUACCCUGGGCCGGCUCGAGCACAAUGCGCAGCAACUUCCCAAGCGCGAAUCUCUACCUGGCUCAAUGUCAAAAAUUCUCAACGCGGACCCCGAGCCCGUCUCUCGUUCACCUCAACAGAGCGCGCCCCCGCCUCGAAUCAGCGGCACCGCGUACGACCCGAUACGAUCCAACAACUACGACCCUAUCCGAGGCACCUACUCUAGCUCGAUGGGCUCUCCGCGCGCGCCCGGGACCGCGACAGCCAAUCGCGCCAGUGCCUCGCCGUCAAUUUCCAGCCUCGUCGACCCGGUGCCCGUGUUCAACUAUGGGGCCCACGUACCUAGCACAUACCAAGCGCCGUUAUCGAAUUUCUUCCCUAAUGCCAAGGUCAACAAGGCACCGGAACCUUCGUCAGUACCCGCAUCACCCGAUCCUGUACGAAAAGACUUCACGGCCGUCACGACACAACCGAAACCCAUAUCCGAGCUCGGAAAACCAGCCACAGUCGCGUCAGCAAAGAUUGAGAUUCGGCCUCAGUCCAUAACGACAAUUGGUGCUGCCUCGGCGAAACGGGCCUCUUCUAAAGAAAUCAGCACGGCAUCUUCACCCAAAGAGGGUCCUGGAGGGGCAGAGCGCUCCAUUCUUGACUUUGGCAAGGCCGAGCCUGGCUCUGAACUGAUUGCGCCUUCCAUCGUGCUCAACAUUCCUUUGGCAAUCGGCGAGAACAACAAGUACGUCAACUUUAUGCGGAUGGCAGAGGAGCAAUACGGUUGGGACGCACUGCACCCACGGCAGGCCGAGGCCAAGGCCAGGAAGGCGCGUAUCGCCGCGGCUUCUGCUGCCUUGGCACAAAACGACUCAAGCCGGGAGGGCGACGAGAUGUCCGUGGACGAAUCCGACAAUGACGAUUCCAACAUUGAGAUGGGUGGCACGAGUGGUCCGGACAAGCCUGAUGGCAAACCCAUCAAGAAGAAGAAGAGGCAUUUCAAGGAGGACGAAUAUGAUAGGGACGACGACUUUGUGGACGACUCGGAAAUGCUCUGGGAGGAACAGGCUGCCGCCAGCCGUGAUGGCUUCUUCGUAUACUCUGGGCCGUUGGUGCCAGAGCCCGUCAAAGAGCCAUCCGGAAAGCGCGAUGGGUUGCCCAAGAGGGGACGUGGUUCACGUGGUGGACGCGGCGGUGCUCGUGGCGCAGGAACGGGCACAGGUCGUGGUCGUGGAGGCGGCCCUGGCUCCCGAGGUGGUGUUGUGAGAAAGCCGCGGAUGACCAAGGCUGACAAGGCUCAGCUGGAGAAGGAGAAGGCUGACCGAGAAGCCACUCUCUCCAAGACACCAAACAGCGCCGGAGCUCAGAACAUCCUGAACCCCGGCAGCCCCCAAUUUGCUGGACUGUAG
This is a messenger RNA of Microdochium trichocladiopsis, 1845 nucleotides long. RefSeq lists its product as uncharacterized. NCBI's taxonomy places the organism in Eukaryota, Fungi, Ascomycota, Sordariomycetes, Xylariales, Microdochiaceae. The record is from RefSeq and is a predicted model, not a curated record. The transcript has 2 exons. Bases 1 to 1845 code for a protein of 614 amino acids.